AUGUUGGGCCAGCUGCUCAAGGCAAUCUUCAAUCUCUUCUGUGGCUCUCCGUCACCAUCCCCAGAACAGACGCCUCAGCCUGGCCCUCCAACCCAGCAGCACCCUUCCGGCCAACAACACCCUGCACCAGUCCCCCCAUUAUACCCUCAGGGGCAGCAAAAACCAAGUCGUCCUCCAAAGAAAUAUCAGACUAAUCAAAGUAAUGAAUACUAUGUAUCCCUUCGUGCUAGAGCAAAUGAGCAUGGUGAUCAAAUGGCAAAGUGCUUCCAAGAGGGCCACGAAGCAUACGCUCGCGGAGAUGGUGCGCUAGCCAAGGAACUCUCUAACAAAGGAAAGGAACAUCAGCGUAAAAUGGAACAACUCAACAAAGAGGCCAGUGAAUUUAUCUUCGUUGAAAACAACAAGGAUAGCGGUCCUGGCGAAGUUGAUCUUCACGGACUAUAUGUCAAAGAGGCUAUAGCCUGUGCAGAUGAAGCCAUCAAAGGUGCAAGGGCUCGAGGAGACUCGCAAAUCAACCUCAUCGUAGGGAAAGGACUUCAUUCGACAGGAGGUGUUGCGAAGAUCAAGCCAGCGAUCGAAGAGCUAAUGCGCAAGUAUCAACUCAAGGCUGAACUAGAUCCAAAUAAUGCAGGAGUUUUAAUUGUGUUCCUCCAUCCAUCUCCCUCCCAGCGAGGCAUUGGUGCUGACGAAAUAACUCGACGACUGGAGAGAAAUGACGAGAGCUGUACCAUCAUGUAA
Molecule: messenger RNA, 738 nt
Organism: Cyclocybe aegerita
Lineage: Eukaryota; Fungi; Basidiomycota; Agaricomycetes; Agaricales; Hemipholiotaceae
Source: the annotation of a GenBank genome assembly